CAUGGCAGGCGGAGUGGGGGGAGCGCGGGGAAUGGGUGACCUCGGACCGAUUCACGGCGCACGGGACAGGGCGAGGGUGCCGGCGUCCCCAGAACGCCGGGGACGAACCGCGAGGGAAGGCCCAGCUGCUGAGCCCUCCGGGGCAGGGGUCUGACAUCUGGACGGAGUGGGAAAACAGCAUCCUGCCCUUGGGGAGUCGGGAGGAGCCCAGUCCCAUCCAGCUGUGCAAACAGGAGGAGGAGGUCCCAAGCCUACCCUUGGGAGAGGGGCGAGAGGGGUGGUAAAGCCACCGCCGCCGCGCCGGCCCCCGCGGUGCGGGUUGCGCCAGCCUCCCCGGAGCCCGACGCAGAAACUUGUUGCAAACAAACAGGCGACCGCGGGUGCCCCUAGCAGCCAGCGGCGGAGUGGGUGGGCGGGCGAGAGGGAGGGGAAGGCUGGCGGACGCCGCAGCGAACUGGUGGGCAGACCCGGAGUCGCCGCGUAAGCGGGGCCGGCUCAGUGCGGUGCGGCAGGCGCGGCUGUGCGGCAGCGGAAGUCCUUUGUUGCAGCACAGUCCCUGGCAGAGCCAGAACCUCUCCGCGCAGCCCAGCCCGAACGCCGCGCGCCGCCGCCACUGCAGCUCGCGGCUCCUUCGCCUCCGCCCGCCUUUCCCGUGGCUGAUUUGCCUUAAACUCCCUAAAACCUCCGCAGCCCCGGUUCCUGCUGCGGCCGGUGCUUUUCUAAGGAUAUCUGUCUGACUGGACUGUGUUGUCUUGCGUAGGUCUCUACUUAAUCGAAGAUGGCCAAGCCCAGCCACAGCAGCUACGUCCUUCAGCAGCUGAACAACCAGAGGGAGUGGGGUUUCCUCUGUGACUGCUGCAUCGCGAUUGAUGACAUUUACUUCCAAGCGCACAAAGCGGUUCUGGCCGCCUGCAGCUCCUAUUUUAGAAUGUUUUUCAUGAACCAUCAGCACAGUACUGCACAGCUGAAUCUCAGCAACAUGAAGAUUAGUGCCGAGUGUUUUGAUCUCAUUCUGCAAUUUAUGUAUUUAGGAAAAAUCAUGACCGCUCCCUCCAGUUUUGAGCAGUUUAAAGUGGCAAUGAACUACUUACAGCUGUACAAUGUUCCCGACUGCUUAGAAGACAUACAGGAUGCAGAUUGUUCUAGUUCCAAAUGUUCAUCUUCUGCGUCUAGCAAACAGAACAGCAAAAUGAUAUUUGGGGUAAGAAUGUAUGAAGACACAGUGGCUAGAAAUGGCAGUGAGGCCAGUAGGUGGUGUGCAGAGCCCAGUUCAACAGUCAAUACGCCACACAACAGAGAGCCUGAUGAAGAGUCUUUACAGUUAGGGAAUUUUCCGGAACCACUGUUUGAUGUCUGUAAAAAAAGUUCCGUGUCCAAAUUAUCCACUCCGAAAGAACGCGUGUCACGACGCUUUGGCCGGAGUUUUACCUGUGAUAGCUGUGGAUUUGGCUUUAGCUGUGAAAAGCUAUUAGAUGAGCAUGUGCUAACCUGUACUAACAGACAUUCGUACCAAAACACAAGAUCCUACCACAGAAUAGUAGACCUUAGAGAUGGAAAAGACAGUAAUAUCAAAGCCGAAUUUGGCGAGAAGGAUUCUUCUAAGACAUUUUCUGCGCAGACAGACAAAUACAGAGGAGACCCGAGCCAGGCGGCUGAGGAUUCGACGUCAACCCCUGGAAGCAGAAAAAGUAGCAUGGUGGAGUCCGAGCUAGCCAGCGAGGAAAAGAGCAGAGCUGCCGAAAGGAAAAGAAUCAUUAUCAAGAUGGAGCCAGAAGAUAUUCCGACAGACGAACUGAAAGACUUUAACAUUAUUAAAGUUACUGAUAAAGACUGUAACGAGUCCACUGACAAUGACGAAUUAGAAGAUGAAGCCGAAGAGCCGUUUUAUAGAUACUAUGUUGAAGAAGACAUCGGUAUUAAAAAAAGUGGUAGGAAAACUCUAAAACCUCGGAUGUCAAUAAAUGCUGAAGAAAGAGGCAGUUUAGAAAGCAUGAGGCCCCCUAACAACAGCAGUCCGGUACAAGAGGAUACUGAAAAUGCGUCCUGUGAGCUGUGUGGACUCACAAUAACCGAGGAGGACCUGUCAUCCCAUUACUUAGCCAAACACAUCGAAAACAUCUGUGCCUGUGGUAAAUGUGGCCAGAUCCUUGUUAAGGGCAGACAGCUUCAGGAACACGCUCAGCGAUGUGGAGAACCCCAAGAUCUGACAAUGAAUGGGUUAGGAAAUGCCGAAGAGAAAAUGGACAUGGAAGAGAAUCCUGAUGAGCAGUCAGAAAUAAGAGAUAUGUUUGUGGAAAUGUUGGACGAUUUCAGGGACAAUCAUUUCCAGAUAAACAGCAUCCAAAAAAAGCAGUUGUAUAAACAUUCUACCUGUCCUUUUCGGUGUCCUAAUUGUGGCCAGCGUUUUGAAACUGAAAACCUGGUGGUUGAACAUAUGUCUAGCUGCCUAGACCAGGAUGUGUUUAAGAGUGCCAUCAUGGAAGAAAACGAAAGAGAUCACAGACGAAAGCAUUUUUGUAAUCUGUGUGGGAAAGGAUUCUAUCAGCGGUGUCACUUAAGAGAACACUACACCGUUCAUACCAAGGAAAAACAGUUUGUCUGUCAGACAUGUGGAAAGCAGUUUUUAAGAGAGCGUCAGUUGCGACUGCACAAUGAUAUGCACAAAGGCAUGGCCAGGAUGUCUGCCCGCGGCCCGGCUAUCGGCAUCGACCUGGGCACCACCUACUCGUGCGUGGGGGUCUUCCAACAUGGCAAGGUGGAGAUCAUCGCCAACGACCAGGGCAACCGCACCACCCCGAGCUACGUGGCCUUCACCGACACCGAGCGCCUUAUCGGCGACGCCGCCAAGAACCAGGUGGCCAUGAACCCCACCAACACCAUCUUCGACGCCAAGAGGCUGAUCGGACGGAAGUUCGAGGACGCCACGGUGCAGUCGGACAUGAAACACUGGCCGUUUAGGGUGGUGAGCGAGGGAGGAAAGCCCAAAGUGCAGGUGGAGUACAAGGGAGAGAUCAAGACCUUCUUUCCGGAGGAGAUCUCCUCCAUGGUCCUCACUAAGAUGAAGGAGAUCGCCGAAGCCUACCUGGGGGGCAAGGUGCAGAGCGCGGUCAUCACGGUACCGGCCUAUUUCAAUGACUCGCAGCGCCAGGCCACUAAGGACGCGGGCACCAUCACGGGCCUCAACGUGCUGCGCAUCAUUAACGAGCCGACCGCGGCGGCCAUUGCUUACGGCCUGGACAAGAAGGGCUGCGCCGGCGGCGAGAAAAAUGUGCUUAUCUUUGACCUGGGCGGCGGCACCUUCGACGUGUCCAUCCUGACCAUCGAGGAUGGCAUCUUCGAAGUGAAGUCCACGGCCGGAGACACCCACCUGGGCGGCGAGGACUUCGACAACCGCAUGGUGAGCCACCUGGCGGAGGAGUUCAAGCGCAAGCACAAGAAGGACAUUGCGCCCAACAAGCGCGCUGUGCGGCGACUGCGCACCGCUUGCGAGCGCGCCAAGCGCACCUUGAGCUCGUCCACGCAGGCCAGCAUUGAGAUCGACUCGCUGUACGAGGGCGUGGACUUCUACACGUCCAUCACCCGCGCCCGCUUCGAGGAGCUUAACGCUGACCUGUUCCGCGGAACCCUGGAGCCGGUGGAGAAGGCGCUGCGUGACGCCAAGCUAGACAAAGGCCAGAUCCAGGAGAUUGUGCUGGUGGGCGGCUCCACCCGCAUCCCCAAGAUCCAGAAGCUGCUGCAGGAUUUCUUCAACGGCAAGGAGCUGAACAAGAGCAUCAACCCCGACGAGGCGGUGGCCUACGGAGCCGCGGUGCAAGCCGCCAUUCUCAUCGGGGACAAGUCAGAGAACGUGCAGGACCUGCUGCUGCUCGACGUGACCCCGUUGUCGCUGGGCAUUGAGACAGCUGGCGGCGUCAUGACCCCACUUAUCAAGAGGAACACCACGAUCCCUACCAAGCAGACGCAGACCUUCACCACCUACUCUGACAACCAAAGCAGCGUGCUGGUGCAGGUGUACGAGGGCGAACGGGCCAUGACCAAGGACAAUAACCUGCUGGGCAAGUUCGACCUGACCGGGAUACCCCCCGCGCCCCGCGGGGUCCCCCAGAUCGAGGUAACCUUCGACAUCGACGCCAACGGCAUCCUCAACGUCACCGCGGCAGACAAGAGCACUGGUAAAGAAAACAAAAUCACCAUUACCAACGACAAGGGUCGUCUGAGCAAGGACGACAUUGACCGGAUGGUGCAGGAAGCGGAGCGGUACAAGUCGGAAGAUGAGGCCAAUCGUGACCGGGUCGCCGCCAAAAACGCGGUGGAGUCCUAUACCUACAACAUCAAGCAGACAGUGGAAGACGAGAAACUGAAGGGCAAGAUUAGCGAGCAGGACAAAAACAAGAUCCUCGACAAGUGUCAGGAGGUGAUCAACUGGCUCGACCGAAACCAGAUGGCAGAGAAAGAUGAGUAUGAACACAAGCAGAAAGAGCUGGAAAGAGUGUGCAACCCCAUCAUCAGCAAACUUUACCAAGGCGGCGGCGGCGGCGGCGGCGGCGGUGGUGGCGGUUCUGGAGCCUCCGGGGGACCGACCAUCGAGGAAGUGGACUAAGCUUGCACUCGAGUCUGCGUAAACCUCUUUUUCCUUUCUCUCUUUUUUUUUUUCUUCCCCCCCCCCCCCUUGAAAUGCCUUUGUGCCAAGUCUGAGAUCAGUUGUUGGAAGUCUUUAGCCGGUGUAUGCAAUAUGAAAGGAAGAGUGCAACAACUUAGUUUAAUUAUAAAAGGUUUGUUCUACAGUUUGAUUUUUAAAACCAUUAUUUGAGGUUUCUCUUUAAUGCAUUUUGGAUGUUUGCUGAUUUGAGCAUUUUUGAGUAGCUUAGUUUGUGCAUGGAGAUUUAUUUGCGAUGGGAAACCUAAAGUUUGAACACAAGUUCUGCGGGAGCUCGGUAACAAUACAAUAUGCAGAAGCUUGAAUUGUUUAUUUUAGGUACUACUUUAAGAUUAAAAUGAACGUUUAGUAACGUUAAGGACAGGCAUACUUUUUGCAAACAAAUGCAUAAAUACAAAUUUAAAGUAAAGCUGAAAUUGAUCUCAAAA
Messenger RNA from Suricata suricatta (meerkat), 5085 nucleotides. RefSeq names its product heat shock-related 70 kDa protein 2. Lineage: Eukaryota; Metazoa; Chordata; Mammalia; Carnivora; Herpestidae. The record is from RefSeq and is a predicted model, not a curated record. The transcript is spliced from 3 exons. Gene Ontology annotation, biological process: negative regulation of transcription by RNA polymerase II; vesicle-mediated transport; regulation of immune system process. Gene Ontology annotation, cellular component: cytosol; nucleus; plasma membrane. The coding region runs from base 779 to 4600 and encodes 1273 amino acids. Gene Ontology annotation, molecular function: heat shock protein binding; ATP binding; ATP hydrolysis activity.